AUGGCCGAGAAGAGGAGAAGCUCGCCCUGCAGCAUGCUGAGUCUCAAGGCUCACGCUUUCUCAGUGGAAGCGCUGAUCGGUGCGGAGAAGCAGCAGCAGCAGCAGCAGCAGCAGCAGCAGCAACAACUGCAGAAAAAGCGGAGGAAGCUUGGCGGAGACGACGCCCCGGCAGCCGAGGGAGGUGGUAGCGCCAGCUGCGGUGGCGGAGGCUGUGAAAAGAGCUCCGUGGAGGGAGCCGAAGGAAUCUCUCUACUGCCGCCGCCCGGGGCUGAAGCUGGGGCUGCAGCAGGGUCCCUCUCUUCCCGGAGCUGCGCGGAGAUGGAACGGACAUGCGGUUCCGGAGGACCUGCGGGCGGCUGUGAAGACGGUUUCCAGCCGAGAGUUUCCCCAGCUGUGUCCCCGGGAGCCUCUCCGAAAGGGUCGCCCGUGCCUCCUCCAGCCCCUCUUCCGGCCCUGCCUCGGUCUGGAUCCCCAUUGCCCUCCCCUCAGGCACCCAGGGUGGAUCUUCAAGGCGCUGAGCUUUGGAAGCGCUUCCAUGAGAUCGGCACAGAGAUGAUCAUCACCAAGGCGGGCAGGAGAAUGUUUCCUGCUAUGAGAGUGAAGAUCUCUGGUCUAGACCCACAUCAGCAAUAUUAUAUUGCAAUGGAUAUUGUGCCAGUGGACAAUAAGAGAUACAGGUAUGUUUAUCACAGCUCCAAAUGGAUGGUGGCAGGUAAUGCUGACUCACCUGUGCCGCCCAGAGUUUACAUCCAUCCUGAUUCACCAGCUUCAGGGGAGACUUGGAUGCGGCAAGUGAUUAGCUUUGACAAGCUGAAGCUUACCAACAAUGAGCUGGAUGACCAAGGACAUAUUAUACUUCACUCGAUGCACAAAUACCAGCCAAGAGUGCACGUCAUUCGAAAAGACUGUGGAGAUGAUCUUUCUCCUGUCAAGCCUAUUCCAUCAGGGGAAGGGGUUAAAGCAUUCUUAUUUCCUGAAACCGUAUUUACAACUGUCACUGCCUACCAGAAUCAGCAGAUUACACGGCUAAAAAUUGACAGAAACCCAUUUGCCAAAGGAUUUCGAGAUUCUGGCCGUAACAGAAUGGGCUUGGAAGCUUUGGUAGAGUCUUAUGCAUUCUGGAGACCUUCCCUAAGGACGCUCACAUUUGAAGAUAUCCCUGGAAUACCCAAACAAGGAAACACAGGCUCGCCUACCUUACUUCAAGGUUCUGGAAAUGGAGUUCCUACCACCCACCCUCAUCUUUUAUCUGGUUCCCCCUGUUCUUCUCCUGCCUUCCACCUUGGGCCAAACACGAGCCAGCUUUGCAGCCUGGCACCUGCCGAUUAUUCUGCCUGUGCCCGUUCAGGACUUGCCCUCAACCGGUACAGUACCUCCCUGGCUGAAACCUACAACAGGCUCACAAACCAAACCAGUGAGACCUUUGCCCCACCAAGGACUCCCUCUUACGUUGGAGUUACCAGCAGCACGACCGUGAACAUGUCCAUGGCUGGCAACGAUGGAGACACAUUCAGUUGCCCACAGACCAGCUUAUCUAUGCAAAUUUCAGGGAUGUCUCCCCAGCUGCAGUAUAUCAUGCCCUCACCAUCUGGCAAUGCCUUUGCCACCAACCAGACCCACCAGGGCUCUUACAACACUUUCAGGUUACACAGCCCCUGUGCUUUGUAUGGAUAUAACUUCUCCACAUCUCCCAAACUGGCUGCCAGUCCUGAGAAAAUUGUUUCUUCCCAAGGAAAUUUCUUGGGGUCCUCACCGAGUGGGACCAUGACUGAUCGGCAGAUAUUGCCCCCCGUGGAAGGAGUACACUUGUUGAGCAGUGGGGGUCAACAGAAUUUCUUUGACUCUAGGACCCUAGGAAGCUUAACACUGUCAUCAUCUCAAGUGUCUGCACAUAUGGUUUGA
Messenger RNA from Gracilinanus agilis (Agile Gracile Mouse Opossum), 1902 nucleotides. It is a transcript of the gene TBX18, whose product is annotated as T-box transcription factor 18. Gene Ontology annotation, cellular component: nucleus. The coding region runs from base 1 to 1902 and encodes 633 amino acids. Lineage: Eukaryota; Metazoa; Chordata; Mammalia; Didelphimorphia; Didelphidae. Gene Ontology annotation, molecular function: RNA polymerase II cis-regulatory region sequence-specific DNA binding; DNA-binding transcription factor activity, RNA polymerase II-specific. The transcript is spliced from 8 exons. Gene Ontology annotation, biological process: cell fate specification; somitogenesis; regulation of transcription by RNA polymerase II. The record is from RefSeq and is a predicted model, not a curated record.